CUGGGCUUUAGCCUCCCUUCGGUUCCUUGGAAGAGGGAGGGCGGCCAGCGCGGGAGCAGUAGCAGCAGAGGCGGAGGCUCCAGCGCGUCUCUCUCCACCUCAGCCUGAGCCACGGGAGGCCUGGCGGUCCGCGUGGCUGGAGGGGCUUCGCUGCCCGAGAAUGGGAAUUCUCUUCACCAGGAUAUGGAGACUGUUCAAUCACCAGGAACACAAAGUUAUCAUUGUUGGGUUGGAUAAUGCAGGGAAAACUACCAUCCUUUACCAAUUUUCUAUGAAUGAAGUUGUACAUACAUCCCCUACAAUAGGAAGUAAUGUAGAAGAGAUAGUAAUUAAUAACACGUGCUUCCUGAUGUGGGAUAUUGGUGGCCAAGAAUCUCUUCGCUCUUCCUGGAAUACUUACUAUACUAAUACAGAGUUUGUAAUAGUUGUUGUGGACAGUACAGACAGAGAGAGGAUUUCUGUAACUAGAGAAGAACUCUACAAAAUGUUAGCUCAUGAGGACCUAAGGAAAGCUGGACUGCUGAUUUUUGCUAAUAAACAAGAUGUUAAAGAGUGCAUGACUGUAGCAGAAAUCUCCCAGUUCUUGAAGCUCACUUCUAUUAAAGAUCACCAGUGGCAUAUCCAGGCAUGCUGUGCUCUUACUGGCGAGGGAUUAUGCCAAGGGCUUGAAUGGAUGAUGUCACGACUUAAGAUUAGAUGAUCUCUACUGACCUCUUGUCAUAGACUCUGUAAAGACAAAGUGCUGGACUUUACCUGAAAGCUGCAAAAAUUAAUGGUUUAGAUAUAUUUAUAAUAAACUGAUUUAAACUUUUUCUAAAGAAGAAAAAUUAAGACCACUUAUUUGAAAACAAGGAUGAAGUUUCACCUUCCAGUUUGCUUUCUCAUUAGUUCCUUCCAAAGUAUGUUAUUAAAGCUGUGAUUGCUAUUUUUCUCUUAAUAAAUCCUCUCAGGACAUUGUAGAGCCUGUGGUAAGUACAAAGGGAGAGGAAGACAUUUUGAACUUUAAAGAGCUUUAUUGUCAGUUUAACUAACCCUCCCUAGUUGAAUGUUGUUUUCUUCCUGUUCCAUUAAGUCAAAAUACAAAUCAGCACAUACUCUUUCCAAUAUUUUGAAAUGUAAUGUCACUUACAAAAAGUAUUUUGCUUAAGGCUGUGUAUGUAUCGUGUAUAUACCUCAAGUUCAAGUUAAUGGCUUUGAUUUAUGUCCUAAGAAAAGCAAAUAAGAAAAAUUAAUAUCCUUAGUUGUUACCAUAAUGAGAUAAGUACUGGCACUGGUAUUAAAGUGCUGUUUUGUACUUUUCUUCUGUGUUAUCUGUAUUGUACUAACCAACCCCUAAUCAUUGAGCUGCUCUUCAAAAAAAAGGAAAGAAAGAGAUGAAAAAGCUUGACAUAGUAUACCUAUUUUUUGUUGCUUAAUAGCACACAUGGAAGCAUAACCCAGUUGAGUAGACUGUCAGAUUCUUGGUUUAGUAUUACUAAUGAACCAAGUUGCACCAUGAAGAAUUGUUACAUUUAUUCCUUUUCUUGGUUUUCUCAAUUGCUGAAUAAAUUGUUAAUCUGUUAAUCAGUUGGUCAGAAAUUGCAGUUAAAACUAUCCAGUGAUUUCUUCUUGAUUAAAAACUAUUCUGUGAAACAGAGAGGUACUAUUCUAAAAAUAUUGAACAAUUUAGCUAAAAUAUUUUAAAGUACUAAAUUAUAUGCCAAGCAAUUAAAGCAGUUAAAGUGAAUUUGAAAGUGUAACACAUACUUUCCAAGAAAUAUUGGUAAUUUCUUAAUUUGGGAAUCUCUUAUUUUAGGAGUAGGAAUAGUUUGAGAUUUUGUUUCCACAAGUUUUCUUUUGCUUAACAGUUAUAAAGUACAAUUUUUUAAUGCUUUUGUGAAUUUGAUUAAGAAAUUGAUUGACAUGGUAUAUUAUUUGUACUAAGAAAUAAUUUGACCCAAAACACUUUUUAUAUUUGCAUAGGGUUUUUGGUUUGUCUUUUGCUAUCUUCAGAGGUGUUUCUGUCAUAACUAAAAAAAAUUAACCUGUGUUAAAAACAUAUUUUUGGGUAAUCUGUUCAUGUAUCUUUCAUGCUCUGAAAUUUUGAAGGUUAAUUCAAAAUGGCAUGUUACAGAAUAUGCAAGAAAAAUAACUACUCUUAAUACCAGCUUUUUAAAUUUCAGUAAAGGUUUUGGUAAAGAAUAAUAGUACAUAUAAUAAAAGCAUUGAUGAAACUUUUAAAGUUUCUUUCUAUAAAAUAUAAAUUACUCAAUAUCUUAAAUCCAAAUUAGGCGUGAAAGAUCAGUAUUAAUGUUGGAUUUUUGUGUUUUAAUUGCUUUAAUGUUCAAAUGAAGAUAAAACAUUUAAUAUUUGUCAACAUGCUUUUACAAAAGUAAAUCUUAAAGUACUAAGCUUUGUUCAUAUGUUCUCAUACUUUUUCAAAUCACUACAAGAAUUGACUUCUUGUUAUUAAAAAUUCCCUUAAAAUCCAAAUCUAUUUUGUAAUUUCCUCAGAGACAAAUAUUCUGCAAAGUAGAUCUGAAAAUCUACACCUUUUUUUCUUUUUAUGUUUUAAUUUGAAUAAUAAUGUGUUCAGUCUCCUGAAUUACUACCACAUCAGUCCAGUGUGAUACCAGCACAUUCCUUUGUCACUGAGAUGUUGUCUGUGGUGUAUUCUUUAUUAGAUAUGUAAAGCAUGUACUGCAUUGUUACAGUUGGUUUAGUAUAGUUGAUUAUUGACAUCCUAUCAUGAGAAUAUAUGAAAUCUUACACCACAUUUACAAAACAUGACUUUUGGUUGGUUUCCUACCCUUCUAGGUUAUACAUCAAAAAUAAGAUCGUAGCUAUGUACUUGUACAUAAAACCAAGAUUACAGCUGGGAAAAAACAAUGUAAGUUAAUGUAGGAAAAUACAAAAUAAUUUUAACAGUAUUAUUUCCAAAUAAAAUAUAAAGCCUCAUGAAUAGUCAUAUUGGUAAUUUAUAAUAUAACUUAAGUGGAAUUAAGCAAAGGAGAAUUCUUGUGAGUUUCUACUAUGCUACUUAUCUCAUUUAACGUCAUUGUGUUCAACUUUGAAAAGAACAAUUUAUACCUCUGUACAUGUGGCUGGAUUUAAAUAUCCUGUUUUGAUACUAAUUUUGAAAGUCAUAUAACUUAAUAAUUUGGUAAAAAUGAUCAUAUGCUAAAACAUUGAAUAUUUACUUUUGUUGUAAUAGCAUUUAUAAAGUAGAUCUUUUACAUUAUAUUGAGGAUUCUGUUUGAAAUUUUUAGUUUUCCUUAGCAGCACAUCUUGGCCUUCAUGAUGGGCAAAAAAUGCAGUGAAGACAAGUGUGUUGGGGCAGUGGGGCUUGGUUAUUCAUUUUCUUAUAUGACAUUUUGCCUUAAGUAUAAAAACAUGCUUUAGCACCACUGGUUGGCAUUUUUAAUGCAGGUGGUGAAUGUGUUUUUUAGAGGUAUGGCAUAAAGUAAAGGGAAAAAGAGCUUGUUUUCUGGCCUGUUAAAUGUGUAGGGCUGGGGAUUUAGCUCAGUGGUUCGGUGGCCUGCCUUGCAAGCACAAGGACCCGAGUUCAAUCCCCGGUACCAAAAACUAAAUAAAAACAUAAAUAAAUGUGUGGUGGUAACAGUAGUCACAGCAGGGAGCUUAAAGAAAGAAAAGUGUGAGGCCCCUGAGAUCUUUUCAUUUUAUCUGAGU
Molecule: messenger RNA, 3669 nt
Organism: Fukomys damarensis (Damara mole-rat)
Lineage: Eukaryota; Metazoa; Chordata; Mammalia; Rodentia; Bathyergidae
Gene: Arl5a
Product: ADP ribosylation factor like GTPase 5A
Exons: 6
Coding region: 161-700 (179 amino acids)
Biological process (GO): intracellular protein transport; vesicle-mediated transport; protein localization to Golgi membrane
Cellular component (GO): cytoplasm; trans-Golgi network
Molecular function (GO): GTP binding; GTPase activity
Source: RefSeq, a predicted model, not a curated record